AUGGCGAAGCGCGACACCGGCAAGAUAUACAGCGCGACAUACAGCAAUGUACCGGUGUACGAGUUCGGUGUGGAAGGCAACCAUGUGAUGCGCCGGCGCUCCGACGACUGGAUCAAUGCGACGCACAUCCUGAAGGUUGCCGAGUAUGACAAGCCAACUCGGACAAGAAUCCUGGAGCGUGAGGUGCAGAAAGGCGUUCAUGAGAAGGUCCAAGGAGGAUACGGCAAAUAUCAGGGCACAUGGAUCCCACUGCCGGACGGGAAGGACCUUGCGAUGAAGAACAAUGUGUACGAGAAGCUGCGGCCCAUGUUCGAGUUCGUGCCGGGCGAUAAGAGUCCGCCGCCUGCGCCCAAGCAUGCCACCGCUGCCUCGAGCAAGCCGAGGGCUCCGCGUGCACCUGCGCAACCACGUCGUCAGCCAGCUCCCGUGGUCCAAGAAUACGAACCCAUGGACAUGCACAUGCGUGAGCAGGAAACUCCCGAUAAUGUCACCAUCGUCUCAGAAUCGGCUUACGACGAUUACGAUCCGCACUACACCAGCUCGCGUAAGAGAAGGCGGGUGGAAGAUACCAUGUCGCAGGCAGAUCGAGAGUUCCGCCUGUGGGCCGAUGAGCUGCUGGACUAUUUCAUGCUGCAGGACAACCCCAUCGACUCACUCCCUUCGGCACCAGAUCCGCCUCACCACGCCAAUCUGAACCGCCCAAUCGACGACAAAGGCUACACAGCCCUUCACUGGGCGGCUGCGAUGGGUGACGUUGAAGUGAUGAAGGACCUCAUUAGGCGUGGAGCUUCGAUUGAGAUCCCUGCUAAGAAUGGGGAGACACCUCUCAUGCGAGCCGUCAUCUUCACCAACAGCUUCGAUAAGCAAAACAUGGACAAACUCGCUGGCCUCCUCAUCCGCACAGUGAACAUGCAAGAAUGGUACGGUAGCACCGUCUUCCAUCAUAUUGCCAAUACUACGCAGAAGAAGAGCAAGUACCAGUGUGCCAGAUACUACAUGGACUGUCUCUUGAACAAGAUGGCAGAAAGGCUUUCGCCGCCGGAGACUGAGAAUAUCUUGAACUUCGUGGACCAAGCUGGUGAUACGGCGACCACGAUCGCUGCACGCAAUGGCGCGAGGAAGUGUGUCCGGAGUCUCAUCGGCCGCAAUGCAGCUACUGAGAUUCAGAACAACAUGGGCGAGACCGCCGAUCAGUACAUCGUUCAGCUGAACCACCGUCGUCAGGAGCGGGUGAACAACCGACAGAUGUCCUCUUCACCAUUCCAGGCGGACGGUCAUCAUCACGGAUCGACGCUUGGUGGUGCCAUGCAGGCGCCCACAAGCAACGGCAUACCCUUUGAUCCACUCGUGCCGCAUUCGUCCCUGAACGGCGCUCCAUCCGGUCUGAAAGGUGCUAGCUCGGACGUAUAUCAAUCAGACGGCGCCAUCGCGAUCACCGCCCAGAUGAUCCCUGCUCUUGUCAACAAAGCCAGAACGCUCGCCUCUAGUUUGGACGACGAACUGGCUGAGAAGGAUGCAGAGUUGAUCGAAGCCGAGCGUGUGGCGAACAUGCGUCGCUCAGAGCGAGACACCAUCCGCAAGCAACAGGAGGAGCUCCGUGCCAAAGAAAUGGAACAGACGAGCGGCGGGGUCGAGACAGAUGAGCAUCUGCAGCGGGAGCUCGAACAGCUUGAAGCAGAGUGCAGGGUCCUGACCGAAGAAGAAGAGGCCCGAAACCUGAAGCGCCUGCUUGAGGAAGAAGAGUUGAAGCUGGGCCGCUUCUCAGAAACCAGCGCCGAAGACGGAGACGACGAAAUUUCGGCCCGAAAGAAGCUGCGCAUCGCCCGCGAGCUGAUCGCAAUCAACCACGAGAGGAAGGAGCUCGUGCACCAGAUCGUCCGGAACAUGGCAUUGGCCGGCUACGACAACAAGCAGGACAUGUAUCGACAGCUCAUCUCCGGUGCGCUUGGGGUCAAGGAGGAGGAUGUUGAGAGCGUUCUGCCUGAGAUCGCGUCGGAGUUGGAGGAGUGGCGUGGCCUUGAGAGCGUUGGAGCUUAG
Molecule: messenger RNA, 2037 nt
Organism: Saxophila tyrrhenica
Lineage: Eukaryota; Fungi; Ascomycota; Dothideomycetes; Mycosphaerellales; Extremaceae
Gene: MBP1
Product: Transcription factor mbp1
Exons: 3
Coding region: 1-2037 (678 amino acids)
Cellular component (GO): SBF transcription complex; MBF transcription complex
Molecular function (GO): DNA binding; protein binding; transcription regulator activity
Source: RefSeq, a predicted model, not a curated record